AUGCGCACGGCUUUUUUGAGCAACGAUUUGAGCGCCGGGGAGACGUCGAUUUCCUCGAGGAGGACGAUUGGGGCAAAUUUUACGAGGAGAUGUGCCGUCGCGAGGAACGAGAACAGAAGAAACAACAGAAGAAAUAAACGACAGACGAACGAGAGGAGCAGUAUUAAAGCGUCCGGGUUAUUAAACUUUGGACACGAUGAACUCUGGACGCCGGAAAAAGCCGCCGCGGUAAAACAGGCGGACAUGGAACGAAAAGCAUCCUUGAAAGGGUUGACGGAGAGCCAAAUUCGUUUGUUCGGGUUGACGCCGGAGCAAACGAGAAACGCGCAAGCGAAAAGCUUGGUUUCGACGGAUACGAUUUCGGCGAGGAUGAGCUAUCGCGAUCAGUUUCCAUCGGACGCGAAUCCUCCGGAGAGUGGGAAUAUGUCCGGGGCGACGAUGAUGGCGGGAGGGAUGGCGCCCGCCGGCGCCGUGGCGCCGCCGGAUUUGCCCAGUUUGUUGUUAAACGCGAGAAUUUGUUACAUUGGUAUGUCCUUGGUGCCAGCGGUGACGGAGUUGGUGGUUGCGGAGUUGUUAUAUUUAGGGUACGAACAAGCGGAGAAGCCGGCGUAUUUGUACAUUCAUAGCGCGGGGUCGAUGGGAAAGGAUAAGGAUGGUCGAGACGAAGUCGUUGGCGUGGACAACGAGGCGUACGCGAUUAUCGAUACUAUGCGAUAUAUCAAGCCGAAGAUUCACACGGUUGCGGUAGGGAAGACGUACGGGAACGCGGCGUUAAUUUUAGCGGCGGGGGAUAAGGGGUGCCGAUGGGCAUUGCCAAACGCGCAGAUUGCGACGGCGCCGCCCAGGUUGAAUAGAAUGUUUAACACGUCCACGGACGUGCAAGUCAGAGCGAACGAAGUCGACGUGUGCGAGAACUAUUACUUUGGUUUCAUGCAAGCGUUUACUGGGAAAGAUAAGGAAACGAUUGCGAAAGACAUGAGUCGAACAAAGUAUUUCACGCCGGAGAAAGCCAUCGAGUACGGGUUGGUUGAUAAAAUAAUCAGCAAAGGCGCGAGCAUCGCGGAAAAUAAGAACUACGAGUUGCUGUUGGCGCAGCAGCAAGCGCAACAACAGGAAAUGCAAAGACGCCAGGGGGCGCAAGGCGCACCGAAUAGAGGUUAA
Bathycoccus prasinos is the source of this 1161-nucleotide messenger RNA. RefSeq lists its product with no specific name. The transcript has a single exon. Gene Ontology annotation, cellular component: endopeptidase Clp complex. The record is from RefSeq and is a predicted model, not a curated record. Gene Ontology annotation, biological process: protein quality control for misfolded or incompletely synthesized proteins. NCBI's taxonomy places the organism in Eukaryota, Viridiplantae, Chlorophyta, Mamiellophyceae, Mamiellales, Bathycoccaceae. The coding region runs from base 1 to 1161 and encodes 386 amino acids. Gene Ontology annotation, molecular function: ATPase binding; serine-type endopeptidase activity; ATP-dependent peptidase activity.